Rhinocladiella mackenziei CBS 650.93 is the source of this 1767-nucleotide messenger RNA. RefSeq lists its product as uncharacterized. NCBI's taxonomy places the organism in Eukaryota, Fungi, Ascomycota, Eurotiomycetes, Chaetothyriales, Herpotrichiellaceae. Gene Ontology annotation, biological process: transmembrane transport; carbohydrate transport. Gene Ontology annotation, molecular function: carbohydrate:proton symporter activity. The record is from RefSeq and is a predicted model, not a curated record. The coding region runs from base 1 to 1767 and encodes 588 amino acids. Gene Ontology annotation, cellular component: membrane. The transcript is spliced from 5 exons.
AUGCCUAGAAAGGAGACAUCCAUUACGGGUGAGGACGAGAUUGUCGUUCCCAUUGGAGUCGAGCUCCAGGGCAUUGAUAUCAAUGCCCCCGAAACAAGGGAACUCAUCCGCCGGGCAAAGGAGAGUGAUGCUGCAGAUCGACUGCUCUCAGUGAAGGAGGCCUUGAAGAAGUACAAGAGGGCCGUCUUUUGGUCCAUGUUCAUGUCCAUAGCAUUGGUCAUGGAAGGAUUUGAUGGUGUCAUGAUGAAUUCAUUUUAUGGCCAGUCCCAGUUUCGAGCGCGUUUUGGCACCCUUGAUCCCAAAUCGGGCCAAAAGCUCAUCCCGGCUCCAUGGCAGUCAGGUCUCUCCAAUUCGUCAGCGGUCGGCCAGCUCGCUGGUCUAAUUAUCAAUGCAUAUGCCCAAGACCGAUAUGGUUCCCGAAACACCACGAUGUUCUUCAUGGUUUGGAUGGCUAUUGCGAUAUUUAUUCCUGUUUUUACGCCAUCCCUUUCCGUUCUGGCAUUUGGACAAGCGAUGUGCGGCAUUCCGUGGGGUGUUUUCCAGGCAUGUACUGAAACCACGCUCAGCACCACCUAUGCCAGUGAACUCGUCCCCACAGUUCUGCGGCCGUACGUGACUGCUUGGGUGUGUAUGUGCUGGGGUUUCGGCCUCACCAUUUCUUCAGGUGUUCUCCGUGCGGUGACAGGCGUAUCCGGAAACCUUGGCUGGCGACUCCCCAUCACGUUUCAAUGGAUCUGGCCACUGCCACUCUUCCUUGGCGCCUACUUCGCUCCUGAAUCUCCCUGGAAUGCGGUUCGAAGAGAUAAGAUGGACCUGGCAAGAAGGAGCUUGAUGCGGCUUCGAGGGGACUCGGCAACCAAGGAGCAAGAAGUCGAGGCCACUCUCGCAUACAUCAAGUACACGACCGAAUUGGAAAGAGCCGAGACUCAGAAUGCGGCCUUCAUUGAUUGUUUCCGCGGAACGAACUUGCGUCGAACUGAAAUUAACUGCGUCGUCUGGUGCGCACAGAUUCUCUGCGGAAAUGCUAUCCAAGGUUAUGCCGUCCUGUUCCUCGAGUCUGCCGGCUUUUCUGAGGUACAGGCAUUUGACCUCAACAUUUCCCUGAAUGCUUGCUUCAUUGCUGGCGGCAUCAUUUGCUGGCUGCUCUUCCCCCACUUUGGUCGUGCGACUAUCUACAUGAGCGGCAUGACAUACAUGUUCUUCUCCCUGAUUGUUAUCGGCGCCCUUGGGUUUGUACCCGGCACCCCGGCACAGCUGGCCAUUGGUAUCAUUAUGGUCAUCUGUCAGUUGGUGAACUUGAUCUCCAUUGGACCUGUCGCGUACCCUAUCGUGGCAGAGACCCCAUCGGGAAAAUUGCGAUACAAAACUAUCACCAUUGGCCGAUUUGCGUACGUCUGUACUGGUAUCCUGAACAAUGUCAUUACGCCACGCAUGCUUUCUCCGACUGAAUGGAACUGGGGAGCCAAAGCGGCUUUGUUCUACGCUGGAACUAACCUGCUAUGCAACAUCUGGUGUUGGUUCCGUCUUCCAGAAACAAAGGAUCGUACCUUUGGCGAGAUUGACUUAUUGUUCGAUCACAAGGUGCCAGCAAGAAAAUUCAGAACCACCUGGGUUGACCGUAAGCUUAUCCUAGCACGUUUCCAAAUUAUAUACAUGGACCUAACUCGGAGACCAACAGAAUUUACCACUCGCAACGACGAUCUAUCCAACGGAGAGACCGGGAGGGAGCAAGUUGUCGUCAAUGUGAAGAACGAGGACGAUGUGUAA